Messenger RNA from Staurois parvus, 395 nucleotides. The record is from the annotation of a GenBank genome assembly. Lineage: Eukaryota; Metazoa; Chordata; Amphibia; Anura; Ranidae.
AUGGCCCUUGGACACAGUGGAUCACCGAUCAACAGCAAGAGCCGGAGACGUCGGCUCUGUCAUGUGAUCAGCUGUGUCAAUGAUCAUCAGGGCACUGAUGAUCAGUGUAGCCCCAUCAGUGCCACCUGUCAAUAUCCAUCAAUGCCACCUGUCAGUGCUCAUCAGUGCCACAUCAAUGUCACAUAUCUGUGCCUACCAGUGCACAUCAAUGCCAUAUAUCAGUGCCCAUCUGAGCUGCCUUUCAGUGCCACCUAUCAAUGCUGCCAGUCAGUGCCACCUACCAGUGUCAGUCAGUGCCGCCUAUCGGUGUGCAUCAGCACCACCUAUUAGUGCGCAUCAAUGCCGCUUAACAGUGGCGCUUCUCAGUGCCAGUCAGUGCCACCAGUCAGUGCCAU